Messenger RNA from Rotaria sp. Silwood1, 1526 nucleotides. Lineage: Eukaryota; Metazoa; Rotifera; Eurotatoria; Philodinida; Philodinidae. The record is from the annotation of a GenBank genome assembly.
CUUGCCAUAGGCCGAAAAUUCAGUAAAACGGUCAUAACUCAAGAAAGACAACGUAUGGGGAUGAACUCUUUUAGAGUUCUUCUAGUCUCAUCGAGUUCUACUUAUGGACAAAAUAUGAACCCGAUCGGUGAUUAACACUUGGGAUAGUUCCCUCGUAAGAGAAUUUUUAUUAAAUUUACAUACAUAGAAAUUAUUUUGAUUGCAAUAUGUAAAGAUGUUUUUUUUUUAAGCUCACAACUUUGAAAUUUAGGUAGAUUUUGAUGUAAAUAUUUUUAUUGAAGUCGUUUUUUUGACAGAGAUUAAUUAAUCAAGUGAAAUCUUGUAUUGCGAGGGUGAUUAAGUUUCUUAAUAAGAUACGUUGAUUGACAAUCAUAUGAGAUUUAUCAUAUUAAUAAAAUAUAUCAAAUAUGAUAUGAUUGAUUAUCAUAUGAAAGUUUAUACUUAUAAUAAAUCAUAUUGACUUUUUGCGAGUAGGCAAAAAGUUUUUUUUUUUUUUGAGUAAUGAUAUUUGUUCAUUUCUAUUUUGCAUGAUAGUAUCUUAGAAGAACAAAAACAAAAAUUAUUAAUUUGAGAUUAUUUAAAAUAAAAUAAUAAGUAUGUUUAACAAUUUCACUAGGAAAGCUACUUUUAUAGAAAAGUUAAUAAUCAAUUAAAUUCGAUCAACUAGUGAUUUACAUAAUUUCUAUGUCAGACAUUUUUUCUUUCAAAGUCUACUUUUUUUUUCGACAAUCUUUAUCUACUUGGAUUAUAGUAUCAUAUAGAAAACUCAAGGCGGCCAUUCAAAAAGCGCGUCCUAAUAAAAAUCAUAUUUUUGAUUCUAUUCUAUGUGAUGAGUUCAGAAGAUGAUAGGUUUCUAUUUGUAAGAAGUUCAAAUGACAUAACUAUGAGGAAAAUUUAAUUCAGUACUUUGAAAACUAAGCGCAGAAAAUGAAAACCCCCAUCCGCACUUUUUCUUUUUUUUUUCACUUACAUAAUGGCACAAAACAAUCUUAAUAAGUAUUUGAACUUUCACAUGCCUCUGAAUCUGUCUAAGUCCACCUAGCUCCUUUUUUUUCUCUAGAAUAUACAUUGUAUUCUGAAUAAUUUCGAUAUUGAUUAAAUAUGUUUUUAUUUAGAAUCUAUGAUCUGAUUAAUUCAAAAUCGAUUCUUCCAAUUGGUAUAUCAACUUGUGAUAAAUUAUUUAUUGAUAGUGAUUUUAAAAAACGUACUAUAUUUAUUAAUGGUAUUCCUCUAUCAAAAUAUAAUAUGAAUAAAAAAUCAAAUGAUAAUGAAUCUCAAAUUGAAGUAAAAAUGACUCAUACAUCAACAAUUGAUAAAUCUUUACGUGAAAUAGCAUUAAGUAUAACACUUGCUUGGACAACAUUAAUAUAUAGUUCAAUAAGUAAUGGAAAAACAAUGAUUGUUGAAUAUAUUGCUCAACAAGUUGGAAAACGAUUAAUUAAAAUUCAAUGUUCAGAUCAUAUGGAUAGUAAAGUUCUAUUAGGUACAUAUCAAUGUACAGAUAAACCUGGAGAAUUUAUUUGGAC